AUGCGAGAUCUGCAUUCUGGUACGAAAUCACCAAGAAGAUAUUACAAUACUGGUCGACUACCUCAAACCUCGUCAAUACGAAUGGUAGCAACGAACAAUGAACAAUAUCAAUCACCUUUGAAACUAGAAGGCUGGCUGAAUGUCCAUCUGUAUCGUGGUUUGAGUAACACUGCAGAUCGAUCUGUAAAACUUUUAAGACAAGGUGAUACAAAUGAGGCAAUAAAGUUUUGGGAAAGGGCACUUCUUUUCUUUGAAGAGUUGAACAAGCGUCAAAAUAUUUCAGAUAAAAAUAGAACUGAAGUGGAACAAUUGAAAGCUAAAUACAAAGAGCAUGAAGCACAAAUUAAUCAAAUAAAAUAA
This is a messenger RNA of Rotaria sordida, 360 nucleotides long. The record is from the annotation of a GenBank genome assembly. NCBI's taxonomy places the organism in Eukaryota, Metazoa, Rotifera, Eurotatoria, Philodinida, Philodinidae.